Molecule: messenger RNA, 672 nt
Organism: Fusarium pseudograminearum CS3096
Lineage: Eukaryota; Fungi; Ascomycota; Sordariomycetes; Hypocreales; Nectriaceae
Exons: 1
Coding region: 1-672 (223 amino acids)
Biological process (GO): pyridoxine biosynthetic process
Molecular function (GO): pyridoxamine phosphate oxidase activity; FMN binding
Source: RefSeq, a predicted model, not a curated record
AUGACAACCCUCACACUACAAUCCAAACUCCGUGCUCUCAAGGUCCUGGAGGGGGCAUCACAUCACAAGACGGACUUUAACUCAUUCCCGAACACCCCGCAACAGGCAUUCGAAGCAUGGCUGGACGAAGCCAUUGAAUGCGGGGUCUCGGAGCCGCAUGCUGUCACGCUCUCAACGAUUGAUCAAGACGGUCGACCUGAUGCACGCAUCCUUAUCCUCAAGAAUGUUGAUGACCGUGGAUGGCACUUUGCAACCAAAGUUGAUAGCCCCAAAGGUCGACAAAUCUCUAUGAACAACAACGUGGCCCUCACGUUUUACUGGCCUGGGAUGGGCCGCCAAAUUCGUUUGCGUGGGAAAGCUGUGUCGUUGUCCAGAAGUGAAUGCGACGCCGACUUUUCCGCUCGAUCCACCAUGGCCAAGGUCACUGCUACUGUCUCAAAGCAAAGUGAGCCACUGCUUGACCCUUUCGAUUUGGAGACGAGUUUGAAAGAUGGCCUCCUCAAACAGCAAAAUAAGACAGAAGAAUUAAGUUCUGAAGGAUGGGUGGUAUACGCAGUCUCGCCCGACACGAUCGAGUUCUGGCAAGCUUCUAGUGACCGCCUGCACCAACGUUUGAAGUAUUCGUGGGACGCAGUCGAGUCUGGGUGGUGCAAAUCAGCUUUGUGGCCAUAA